UUCAGAUAGAUGGCGAUAGAGAAAUUUUAAAACGGUUCUAGGCUUUAAUCAAGAUGUCUGUAUCAUCAACCAGUGUAUGUGACGAUGAUGAUGAUCAAGAUAAUCUCGAAAAAUUUUUCGACGCAGCCGAUGGGUUUGAUAUUACCGGUGAAAUGGAUCUGCCUCAAAAAGAGUCUCCUUUUAGGCCUGAUACGAGUACUUUAAAAGCUAAUGACGAGUUCUCAACAUGUCGCGGGGACACCUUAAAAAGCUUAGCUGACCAGAAUUUUGCAUUGAAUUCUCAGGCAGUUCAAAUUUACGAUGAUAUGAGUUUAAACGAUAAAAAUUCGGACAUAGUGGACGAUUCUUUGAGCUCUGGAAACAGGGAUCAAGAUGAUUACGAACAUUAUAGAAGCAAUGAAUCCUUGAAUGACGCCGACUUCUCGCCAGUGUCACAAAAUGUGCAAUUACCACAUAUAGGGUACUCGACUGUCUCAGAUAACGAACCCGAAAUUGCUCCUCGGAUUUCUUUAACUCGGUCCACUGAAACGGAUAGCGAUGGUAGAACUGAUAAUUCGACCUCGUCGGGAGCCAAGCUUCACGUUUAUGAAAAGAAAUGGAAACGCAAGGAACAUCUCAGUUUGGACAACUUAAAUUCGGGAUUGACUUCCGAUAGCGGGACGUCAUUUACACCAUCGUCAGAUUUUCCGGAAUACCUUUCAGUGCCUAAGUCGGAAAAGAAAACAAGCUCGAUGCCUCCAGCUCACAGAGCUCAUAGUCCUUGCGAGUUUUACAAAACGUUAGACAGAAAUUACGCUCCCACAGAAGACUCAGCGUCUGACUAUAGCGAAAGUACGAAUACAACUCAAGAAACCAGAAGCUCGCGAAUGUUCGGAAUCCGAGAGACACCACGGAAACUUUUAACGAAGUUCAAGAAAACAAGGUCGAAGAAGGAACCGCGCGCUAAAAAUGAGAACGCACUGGUUACUUCUGGAACUGAUACAGAUACGAAACCAUCUGCCGUGAACGCGGAAGAUUUUCACUCAUCUCUAUAUCAACAUAUCCCAAGUUACGCUUCAGAUAAUUAUCCCGAAGACAGGGAACAGAACUUCAGUAAGAGCACUACUAUUGUUCAAACCAUUGAAUCACAUCAACACAACCUCGCAAUUUGGUGUCUGAAGUUUUCAAACUGUGGGAAAUAUUUAGCAGCUGCUGGACAAGAUAAAGCGAUUAGGGUAUGGGUCCUCCGAUGUGAGUUUGAAAAUCUAAAUCUGGUAAGCGCGAGUUCUACUAGAGCUUCAGUGGCAAAUCCAGGAACCAUGUCGUAUGCGUCCCAAAAGUCACUAGAAGGCAGCUUGAAGUCUAAUAGCUUGAAAAGUGAGGACUCAAAUACAGACACUUCGUUUCACACAUCACCGUUUCUUCCCGAGCCUUACAGAACAUUCUCGAAACAUUCUUCUGACGUCAUGGAUAUUGCCUGGUCUACUCAAAAUUCUUCAUAUCUGAUUUCUGCGUCGAUGGAUAAAAACGUCCGACUGUGGCAUAUCCAUAUGAAUAAAUGUUUAGGCGCUUUUGAUCAUCAAAACAUAGUGACAUGUGUGUCCUUUCCGCCGAAAGAUCUGAAAGUAAAUAUAUUUUUGAGCGGUGCCAUGGAUGGUAAAGUUAGAAUUUGGUCUAUCACCGAGAAAAAAGUGCUCAGUUUUUACGAGGCGACGGGAGGCAAAAAACAACCAAUAACUUCAAUGUGCUAUAACAAUAAUGGUGACUAUAUACUUAUCGGAACUUUAAAUGGUCAGGUUCUGAAACUAGAUGCAGUUCAACUUCGUUUGCUGUCCGAAACAAGAAUUUUGAAUUCGAAGGGAAAAUUGAGGCGUUCCAACAUAAAGAUAGUGAGUAUUCAAGAAAGUCCAAGGAACCCAGAAACAUUUUUGAUUUCUUCAAGUGAUUGUCGGAUCCGACUAUACGAGGCGUCAAACGUUUCUUCUCACGGAUUUCUGGCGAACUCAGACAAAGUAGCCGGGCAAAUUAGUAAUGCCGGAGCGUUAUUUCUCCGACAAAAAGCCAAAUACAAAGGCCAUUCCAACAAAAACAGUCCUAUUCGAACGGGUUUUUCGAGACUUGGAAAUUUUAUUAUCAGUGGAUCAGAGUGUAAAGGAAUUUUUAUUUGGCAUACUGAACCGCUGGAUGGAAAAUCAAAAAAUACAAUAUUUGAGUGCAUUCAAUCACACGAGGUUUCAGUAACUGCUGCUACAUUCAGUCCAACCGUAGAAGCCAUUGACUGUCUGGACAGAUGUCAAAGGAGGGUUCAAGAGCAACAGUUGAAGGCUUUGGCGGCACAAAAUGCAGCUUCUAAGAGCUUGUCGACCCAAACUGUUACCAAUAUACAUAGAGACAGAUCUUGUUCUCCGGUUCAGAAGAAAUCAGCGACCCUUCAGUAUGAGGUAUCCGAGGGGCGUUUGUCAUCCAGAGGAGCUUCGAAGGAAUCAGAACUGUUCGAUUCAGGGUUCCACCACGUAUCAGCUGACGAAACUGCCACUUGCGGAGCAUCGCUUCCUGUAACAUCCAACUUCCACGAUGACCUUAAUAUGGGGCCUAUAAGCAUGACACUUCACAGCUCGAUAGGAAUAGUAGAUAGCAAUGAGUGGGCUGCGGUUAAAGGACGUUCUGGUGUCUCGUCACGAUUCACAGUUGGAGAUUUGAAAGUGGGAGAGGUGUUUGCUUCUGCUGACUACACGGGCAAAAUCAAUAUUUACUUCGCCUGAAAUUAUAAAACCCUGAAAAUCUUCAACAUAUAUGAGCCAGAUUAUUAUCUCUAAAAUGACUGGUCUUAGUAUAAAUUGUAAAUUCUUAUUUUUGAUUGGAAAUUCCCUGCAGAUUAAUGUUAUAUUUAGAGCUUUGCAUCUAUAAUGAUAAUUAGCUGUUUCAAGUAAUUCAAAUCUAUUUUUCAA
Symsagittifera roscoffensis is the source of this 2927-nucleotide messenger RNA. Its product is annotated as WD repeat-containing protein 44-like. Gene Ontology annotation, molecular function: protein binding. The coding region runs from base 54 to 2741 and encodes 895 amino acids. The transcript has a single exon. The record is from RefSeq and is a predicted model, not a curated record. Lineage: Eukaryota; Metazoa; Xenacoelomorpha; Acoela; Convolutidae.